Prunus mume (Japanese apricot) is the source of this 1725-nucleotide messenger RNA. RefSeq names its product anthocyanidin 3-O-glucosyltransferase 5. Lineage: Eukaryota; Viridiplantae; Streptophyta; Magnoliopsida; Rosales; Rosaceae. The record is from RefSeq and is a predicted model, not a curated record. Gene Ontology annotation, molecular function: UDP-glycosyltransferase activity.
AUUGUAAGUCCCUUCCACUACUUAAAGCCCAGCUACGCACUUUCCCUCAGAAAGCAAAAGUCCAGAACUAAGCCACUGCUCUAUUGGUUUUUGGACACAUAUCUGCCACCUCUUUCAGUGACAUAUACGAUCACCAUGAUCUCAAAGCCACAUGCUGCCAUCCUCUGCAGCCCUGGCAUGGGCCACCUUAUCCCUGUCAUUGAGCUCGCAAAACGACUUGUCAACCACCACAACGUCACCGUCACCAUCUUCGCCGUCCAGUCCAAUACUUCCAAGGCUGAAUCCGAGCUCCUCAAGGCAGCCACGAGCCCGAAAUUCUGUGACAUCAUUGAACUCCCACUGCCGGACAUUUCCGGCCUCCUUGACCCCGACGCCGGUAUCGUCAUGAAACUCUCAGUCAUGAUGCGAGAAAUACGACCUGCUUUUCGGUCGGCAAUUCUGGCCGAGGACUCUCCUCGUCCCACCAUCCUUAUCGUGGACCUCUUUGGCACUGAAUCUCUCCCCAUUGGCGACGAGCUUGGGGUUCCCAAGUACGUUUACAUUGCUUGCAAUGCAUGGUUCUUAGCGUUGACUGUCUACGUGCCAAUUCUCGAUAAGGAAGUGGAAGGAGAGUACGUGGACAACCAACAGUAUUUGGAAUACGUACGGAUGGGGGUUGAAAUACCAAGGAGUGAUGGAAUUUUGCUCAAUAUCUGGAAGGAUUUGCAGCCCAAAACAUUGGAUGCAUUCAAGGAUGAGAGCCUCUUGGGUGGAGUGGUUAAGGUGCCGGUUUAUCCUAUUGGACCUUUGACGAGAUCGGCCAAAUCAGCCGGUCCAACAGGUUUAAGGGACGGCGACUUGUUUAACUGGCUGGACAAGCAACCCAGUGAGUCUGUGAUAUUUGUGUCAUUAGGCAGCGGGGGAACUUUGACCUACGAGCAAAUGACAGAGAUGGCGUGGGGUUUGGAGCUGAGCCAGCAAAGAUUCAUUUGGGUUGUUCGACCACCCACCUCAAAAGGCGCAGAUGCUGCUUUUUUCACUUCAGGAAAAGGAGAUGAUGACCCGUCGAGCUAUUUGCCCGAAGGGUUCUUGACCCGAACCCGAGAGAUUGGGCUGGUUGUGCCUAUUUGGGCUCCCCAAGUGGACAUCUUAAGCCAUCCAUCAAUAGGAGGGUUUUUCUCACACUGCGGCUGGAAUUCAACCCUAGAGAGCAUCAUCAAUGGAGUGCCAAUGAUCGUGUGGCCUCUCUACGCAGAGCAGAGGAUGAACGCCACGUUGUUGAGUGAUGAGCUUGGCGUGGCCGUGAGAUCUAAAGUUCCUCCAUGGAAGGGAGUCGUUGAAAGGGAGGAGAUAAAGAGAAUGGUGAGAAAGAUAAUGGUGGAGGAAGAUGGGAUUGCAAUAAGGGGUAAGGUCAACGAGCUAAAACUGAGUGCAGUCAAAGCUUUGAGCCAAGGUGGUUCUUCGUAUAAUGCACUGUCUCAAGUGGCAAGUACAACUAAAUGAGCAUUAAUUCUGCUUGUGAUGUAGGACAAGAUAUGGGUUAAUUCUGAUGGGAAAUAUUAAAUAAAUAAAGUGGUUUAGAAAUGGGAAAGAAAUUGUGUUAGAGCGGAAAAUUUCGAUUAAGUAUCAAUUAUGGUGCUAGGAAAAGAAGGAAGGCAUAUCGUUGGGAUUUUCGGAUUGCUUGAGCAAGUUUGUAGCACUAUGGAUUGUUGUAAGAUUUAUAUUUUAUUUUAUUUUAUAUUUCAA